Molecule: messenger RNA, 383 nt
Organism: Moneuplotes crassus
Lineage: Eukaryota; Ciliophora; Spirotrichea; Euplotida; Euplotidae
Source: the annotation of a GenBank genome assembly
UGUAUUUAUUAUUUAUCAUUGGAGACAAACUGUCACAUAUGUAGAAACAGUUUGGACUAACUGUUCUUGAACAAGAUUUGUAGAAAGGUACCUUUAUAGAUAAUGAAUCUGAAGUUGUCCUCACACGCCCAAGAAGUCUUAGGCGCGAUACUUACAACAAUUGAGUUGGGACUCUGAAUAAUGCCCCAGUCACCAAUAAUUAUUAUUAUGUUCAGCCCAAAUAUUAAUCACCUGGCCCAUAUUAUUCGUAAGAAUAAAAAUUAAAAAAAAUCAUUUUGUCACGAAGAUUGGCUAGACCUGUCAGCUCCUCAUAUGAGUAGGGAAGGUCAGACAAUAUCUGUAAUAAGAAAUUCUCCUCGUUGUGUAGAAGUAUUACUAAUAUU